Molecule: messenger RNA, 7591 nt
Organism: Macadamia integrifolia
Lineage: Eukaryota; Viridiplantae; Streptophyta; Magnoliopsida; Proteales; Proteaceae
Product: ATP-dependent helicase BRM-like
Exons: 14
Coding region: 461-7387 (2308 amino acids)
Biological process (GO): positive regulation of transcription by RNA polymerase II
Cellular component (GO): nucleus
Molecular function (GO): ATP binding; protein binding; DNA binding
Source: RefSeq, a predicted model, not a curated record
AGAGUCCUGAGAGCACUGGGAGAAAAAAAAAUAAAUUGGGAAAAAAAAUUCUAGGGUUUGACUGGAAACGCAAAUUGGGUUAAAUUCUUGGAAUCCGUCUUGUUCGCGGGAUCCGGGUGGAAGGUCACGCUACGAUCUGCGGAAACUGGUUUUCUUAAACCAGGAAUCGAUCGAUCGAGUAUUGGUGGAGAAAUCGGCGGGAAUUGGAAUUGCUUUAAAAACCCUAAAGCCAGCCAAGCCCACUCAUGGGAGCAGCGAAAAUGUUGGAGACUGAGAGAAGGAGAGAGAGAGAGAAAGAGAGUGUGUGAAAGGAGGUUUCUGAUUGUCGGGAUCGGUGGACAAAAAAGGUGUCAAGCUGAGUAUCGUAAAAGCGGUUUUGGAUAGCGGUUUAUCGAACCGCGUUUUGGGGAGUGGGGGGUCUGUAAAUUCGUUUGUUUUUCUUUAUUUUUGAAUUAUUUGUAUGCAAUCUGGUGGCGCGCAGCGGGGCGUUGGCGCCGCCGGUCAUGGCCGGAGUGCGGCGCUGCCGCCGCCUGGACGGUCAACGUCCUCUGCUUCGGCAUCGCCUUCUUCUUCUUCAUCGGCGGUGUCCGCUCCCCAUCAAGGGUUUGAGGCAAUUCAACAGCAGCAACAGCAGCAGCAGCAGCAACAGCAACAGCAACAACACCACCACCAGCAGCAGCAACAGCAACUUCAUCAACAACAGCAGUUAGCAUUUAGGCAGUCAUUACAACAACUUAGAAAGCCUGAAGGAGAUGAAGCCCUCCAAUCAUAUCAAGCUGGUGGUAUCCAUGGAGUCAUGGGUGGCAGCAACUUUCCUUCUUCCUCUGGCUCCAUGCUUUUGCCCCAACAGUCUAGGAAGUUUGUCGAUUUGUCUCAACAACAUGGAGCUUCUCAAACUCGUGAGGAGAGUCAGAAUAAGGGUCAAGGAUCAGAACAACACAUGCAGAAUACAAUGCAUCAAGCGUACAUUCAAUAUGCUCUGCAGGCCGCUCAGCAGAAGUCAGUUCUUGGAAAUAUGCAGCCACAGCAACAAGGUAAAUUGGGUAUGGUUGGUCCGUCAACUGGGAAAGAUCAGGAUAUGCGCAUGGGAAAUAUGAAAAUGCAAAACCUCACUGCUAUCCAGGCAGCUAACCAGGCACAGGCUUCUGCAUCCAAGAAGUCGGUUGAACAUUUUGUGCAUGGUGAGAGGCAGGUGGAGCAGGGUCCUCAGGCAACCUCUGACCAAAGGGUUGAGUCGAAGACUCUCUCUCAAGGGCCAUCGGUUGGGCAGUUAAUGUCACCAAAUAUGAUAAGGCCCGUUCAGGUGCCACAGGCCCAACCAAGCAUUCAAAACAUUGCAAACAACCAAUUUGCAAUGGCUCAGUUGCAAGCUAUGCAGGCGUGGGCAUUGGAAAACAAUAUUGAUCUGUCUCUACCCAACAACGCCCAUCUGAUAGCUCAAAUCCUCCCAAUUUGGCAAUCUAGAAUGGCUGGGCUUCAGAAGCAAAAUGAAAGCAAUGCUGGUGGCCCAUCUUCGCGGCAGCAAACAUCGAAGCAACACAUCAUGUCUUCUCCACCAAUGGUUGGUGAGAGUUCUGCCCAUGGGAACUCAUCAAGUGAUGUAUCUGGCCAAUCUGGCUCUGUAAAACCAAGGCAGAUGGUUCCGUCUGGUGCUUUCUCAAAUUCUGCAACGGCUGUUAUGGGUAAGGCUAAUAACAUCCAGAUGCAACAGCUUGGUGUUCACAACAGGCAGAACCAGUCACCUAAACAGCAGAUCGCAUAUGGAAAUGGGAUGCCCCCACCGCAUCCUCCACAGUCAUCUGUGAACACGAGCCAGGGUUUGGAUAAUCCUCCUCAUACAAAGAGUUCCUCUCCUGGUGCAGAAGCUUUGCAGAUGCAAUACGCCAGGCAGUUGCCACAGUUGAACCGGACUUCUCCACAAUCUGCAAUAUCCUCUAAUGAUAAUACCAUGGUAACCCACUCCCCAUCUCAGGGCGGUGCUGCCCAGGUGCCACAACAGCGUCUAGGGUUUACCAAACAGCAACUGCAUGUCCUUAAAGCACAAAUACUAGCAUUCAGGCGUUUGAAGCGCGGGGAAGGCAGUCUUCCACAAGAAGUUCUUCGAGCUAUUGCUCCGCCACCCCUUGAGUUGCAACUGCAGCAGGUAUUUGUUCCCCCCCAAGGGACAACUAAUCAUGACAGACAUCUUGCAACAAAUGUCGAUGAACAUGCAAGACAUUUGGAGUCCAAUGACAAGGUUGCGCAAGCUGUAUCUUCUACCAGAGGACUGAUUCUUCCGAAAGAGGAAUCCAGCAUGGAAGAGAAAACAACUACAUCUACAGGUCAUGUUCAAGGAGUGACAACUGUGAUGAAGGAGCCUAUGCGGAUGGGUUCUGCUGGAAAGGAAGAGCUGCAAAGCACACCAUUAGAUGUUAAGCCUGAGCAGGAAGUUGAACGGGGUACUUUCAAGAUUGCUGCUAAAAGUGAUCAGACAGUAGAUAAGGGAAAGGCUGUUCCAUCUCAGGUUGCUGUAUCUGAUGCUGGCCAAAUUAAGAAACCAGUCCAAACAAGCACUGUACCACAGCCAAAAGAUGUUGGCCCUACAAGAAAGUAUCAUGGACCACUCUUUGAUUUUCCUUUCUUUACUAGGAAACAUGAUUCCUUUGGCUCAGCAAUGGGUGUUAAUAACAUCCAUAAUUUAACACUGGCAUAUGAUGUGAAGGAUCUUCUUUUUGAGGAAGGCAUAGAGGUUCUUAACAAGAAAAGGACAGAGAAUCUAAAAAAGAUAGGUGGUUUAUUAGCUGUCAAUUUAGAGAGGAAGAGAAUCAGGCCAGAUCUUGUUUUGAGGCUGCAAAUUGAGGAAAGAAAACUUAGACUUUUAGAUCUUCAAGCACGGGUGAGAGAUGAGGUUGACCAGCAACAGCAGGAGAUAAUGGCAAUGCCUGACAGGCCAUAUCGGAAGUUCGUUCGGUUAUGUGAACGUCAGCGCAUGGAUCUUGCUAGGCAAGUGCAGCUUUCUCAGAAGAUGAUUAGAGAGAAGCAACUAAAAUCCAUUUUUCAAUGGCGGAAGAAGCUUCUUGAGGCACAUUGGGCCAUUCGUGAUGCGAGGACUGCUCGCAAUAGGGGAGUUGCCAAAUAUCAUGAGAGAAUGCUCAGGGAAUUUUCGAAGAGAAAGGAUGAUGAUCGAAAUAAAAGGAUGGAGGCAUUGAAGAAUAAUGAUGUUGACAGGUAUCGUGAAAUGUUGCUGGAGCAGCAGACCAGCAUAGAGGGUGAUGCUGCUCAGAGAUAUGCUGUCCUCUCUUCAUUUCUUUCCCAGACUGAAGAAUAUCUUCAUAAACUUGGAGGAAAGAUAACAGCUGCCAAGAAUCAGCAAGAGGCAGAGGAGGCAGCUGCAGCCGCUGCGGCUGCUGCACGAGCUCAGGGUCUUUCAGAAGAAGAAGUUAAGAAUGCAGCCGCUUGUGCUGGAGAAGAAGUGAUGAUAAGGAACCGGUUCUCUAAAAUGAAUGCACCUAAGGAUAGUUCUUCUGUGAACAAGUAUUACAAUCUUGCACAUGCUGUGAAUGAAAGGAUAUUAAGGCAGCCCUCGAUGUUACGUGCUGGGACGUUACGGGACUAUCAACUUGUUGGUUUGCAGUGGAUGCUUUCUUUGUAUAACAACAAAUUAAAUGGGAUCUUGGCAGAUGAGAUGGGUCUUGGGAAGACUGUACAGGUAAUGGCAUUGAUUGCUUAUUUGAUGGAGUUCAAGGGGAACUAUGGGCCGCAUCUUAUUAUUGUCCCAAAUGCUGUUUUGGUUAAUUGGAAGAGUGAAUUGCAUAAUUGGCUUCCAUCUGUGUCAUGCAUUUUCUAUGUUGGUGCGAAGGAUCAAAGAUCAAAGUUAUUUUCUCAAGAGGUUUGUGCGAUGAAAUUUAAUGUACUUGUUACAACUUAUGAGUUUAUCAUGUACGACCGCUCAAAGUUAUCAAAAAUUGAUUGGAAGUAUAUCAUAAUUGAUGAAGCUCAACGAAUGAAGGAUAGGGAGUCGGUUCUAGCACGUGACCUUGAUAGAUAUCGUUGCCAAAGGCGUCUACUCCUUACAGGAACGCCAUUACAGAAUGAUCUGAAGGAGCUUUGGUCACUUUUGAAUUUGCUCCUUCCAGAAGUUUUUGAUAAUCGCAAAGCAUUCCAUGAUUGGUUCUCAAAGCCCUUUCAAAAGGAUGUUCCUACACAUGAUGCAGAGGAUGAUUGGCUUGAGACUGAGAAGAAGGUGAUCAUUAUCCACAGACUUCAUCAAAUUCUGGAGCCUUUUAUGCUCAGACGCCGUGUCGAAGAUGUGGAAGGGUCACUCCCACCCAAGGUGUCCAUUGUUUUGAGAUGUAGAAUGUCAGCUAUUCAAGGUGCCAUUUAUGAUUGGAUUAAAUCCACUGGCACUCUUCGGGUUGAUCCUGAGGAUGAGCUGCGGAGAAUUCAAAAGAAUCCACUUUACCAGGCAAAAACAUACAAGACUCUCAACAAUAGAUGCAUGGAGCUUCGCAAAACUUGCAAUCAUCCUUUGCUUAAUUAUCCAUAUUUUCAAGACUUCUCUAAGGACUUCCUUAUUAGAUCAUGUGGGAAACUGUGGAUACUCGACAGGAUUCUUAUAAAACUUCAAAGAACAGGACACCGGGUAUUGCUAUUUAGUACCAUGACUAAGCUUCUUGAUAUAUUGGAGGAGUAUUUGCAAUGGCGGCGGCUAGUCUAUAGGCGAAUUGAUGGGACAACCUGCUUAGAAGACCGUGAAUCAGCUAUUGUAGACUUCAAUAGUACUGAUUCUGAUUGUUUCAUAUUCUUGCUUAGUAUCCGUGCUGCUGGACGAGGCCUAAAUCUACAGUCUGCAGAUACAGUUGUCAUAUAUGAUCCUGAUCCGAAUCCUAAAAAUGAGGAACAAGCAGUGGCCAGGGCCCAUCGUAUUGGACAGAAGAGAGAGGUCAAAGUCAUCUAUAUGGAAGCAGUUGUUGACAAAAUCUCAAGCCAUCAAAAAGAAGAUGAAUUACGGAGUGGAGGUGCAGUUGACUUAGAGGAUGACCUUGCAGGUAAAGAUCGAUAUAUGGGAUCCAUUGAGAGCCUUAUACGCAAUAAUAUUCAGCAAUAUAAGAUUGAUAUGGCAGAUGAGGUCAUAAAUGCUGGCCGUUUUGAUCAGAGGACAACACAUGAAGAAAGACGCAUGACUUUAGAGACAUUAUUGCAUGAUGAAGAGAGAUAUCAAGAAACAGUGCAUGAUGUCCCCUCCCUGCAGAAGGUUAAUCGCAUGAUUGCUCGGAGUGAAGAAGAAGUUGAACUUUUUGAUCAAAUGGAUGAGGAGCUGGAUUGGACUGAGGAGAUGAGAAGGUAUGACCAGGUGCCUAAGUGGCUUCGAGCCAGCACCAAGGAAGUAAAUGCUACAAUUGCUAAUUUAUCUAAGAAGCCAACAAAGAACAUUUUAUCUGGCAGUGUGGUUGUGGAAUCCGGUGAAACGGUUCCAGAUUUGUCACCUGUUAAGACAGAGAGGAAAAGGGGGCGACCAAAGGGCUCAUCAAAUGGGAAAAAAUUCACUAGUUACAGGGAGUUAGAUGAUGACGGGGAAUUUUCUGAAGCAAGUUCAGAGGAGAGGAAUGGAUAUUCCUUGCUUGAAGAGGAAGGAGAAAUUGGGGAGUUUGAGGAUGAAGAAUGUAGCGGUGCUGUUGGUCCGCUGCUGGCUAAUAAGGACCAAUCAGAAGAGGAUGGGCCUGCUUGUGAUGGUGGUUACGAGUACCCUCGUGCUUCAGAAGGCACCAGAAAUAAUCAUAUAUUUGAAGAAGCAGCUGGUUCCUCGGGAUCAUCCUCAGAGAGUCGAAGAUUGACUCAGGUGGUGUCUCCUUCUAUAUCUUCCCAGAAGUUUGGAUCUCUUUCUGCCUUGGAUGCUCGGCCAGGUUCUCUUUCAAAAAGAAUGCCAGAGGAACUAGAGGAAGGAGAAAUUGCUGUGUCCGGUGACUCCCACAUGGAUAUUCAACAAUCUGGAAGUUGGACUCAUGAUCGUGAUGAUGGAGAAGAUGAACAGGUUUUGCAACCAAAAAUAAAGCGGAAACGAAGUAUUCGUGUUCGGCCCAGACAUACUUCGGAAAGGCUCGAAGAAAGGUCUAGCAGUGAAAAGCCUUUCUUGCAGCGUGGGAAUUCAUCUCAGUUGGUGUGUCCAGUGGAACAUGACUAUGAAGCACAAUUAAGGACUAACCCUGAGGUUGAAACAUGUGGAGAGCCUGCUGCUCUGAGGCAAGAUCCCAGUGAUUCAAUUUCAAAAAAGAGGAAUUUACCAUCAAGGAGGGUUGCAAAUUCUUCAAAACCACAUGCUGUGGCGAAACCCAGCAGAUUGAAUUGCGUGGUAGGGCCUGCAGAGGAUGCCACAGAACAAUCUAGAGAAAGUUGGGAUGGUAAAUCUAUGAACACAAGUGGGCCUGCUUGCUUUGGUGCAAAGAUUUCUGAUCUCACGCAAAGAAAGUUCAAGAAUGUGAUAAACAAGCUUCAGAGAAGAAUAGAUAAAGAUGGUCAUCAAAUUGUACCUCUGUUAACGGAUUUUUGGAAGAGGAAUCAGGGCACCAAUUACUUGAGCAAUAUGGCAGGGAGUAACCUUUUGGAUCUUCGGAGAAUUGAUCAGCGUGUGGACAGAUUGGAGUAUAGUGGGGUGAAGGAGUUCGUUGCAGACGUGCAUUCCAUGUUGAAAAACGUGAUUCAGUAUAUGGGUUUUUCUUAUGAGGUGAGAUCUGAAUCAAAGAAAGUACAAGAAAUGUUCUUUGAAAUUAUGAGGAUUGCAUUCCCCGACACAGAUCUCAGAGAAGCAAGAAACGCAGUCUCAUUAUCUGGCCAGGGAACCACCUCUAUGCCAUCCCCAAAACAGGGUCCCCUUGGCCAAAACAAACGACACAAGCUGAUCAAUGAUGUGGAGCUUGAACCCAGUCCAUCCCCAAGGUUAUUGUCACGUGGUCCUGCCUCAGUUGACGAGGACACUAAGACCCGAGGCAAUAUAUCAAAGUUUCAGAAGGAAGCUACGAGGUUGGGAAGCAGUAGCAGCAGCCGAGAACAGGGCCAACUGGAUGAGCCAGCAAUGCUUACUCAUCCUGGCGAGUUAGUCAUCUGCAAGAAGAGGAGGAAAGACAGGGACAAGGGCUCUCUGAAGUCCAGGACCAACAGCCCCGUCUCUCCUCCCAGUGUGGGGCGUGGUGUCAGAACACCUGGUAGUGGUCCUGGUCCAGGCCCAGGUCCGGGCCCCAUUAUGUCCCCAAAGGAUAUGAGGGCAAGUCAGUCAGCAGCUCAGCAUGGUUGGCCCCAUCAGCCAACUCAACAGGCUAAUGGUGUCGUUGGGGGUGGUGGGACUUUAGGUUGGGCAAAGCCUGUAAAGAGAAUGAGAACAGAUACUGGUAAAAGGAGGCCGAGCCAUUUGUGACUCGAACAGUAUUGUACAUACAAUGAGAAGGCCUCUCGCAAUUAAUUCCAGCUGUAAGUUAGUGGCCCAUCUGACCUGUACAAGUGAAAAUGGGUUAUAAUGUUAAUACAAUUGUAGUUGAUGUAUCCUUUAUUGACCCUCCUCCUCCAUGAUAUUUGAUAAGUGUUACCAGAAAAUGAGAAGAAAUCAAUCUAAGAUUCUAAA